UACGACAUUCUAAAAUAAAUCGAACAAUAUUACUUAUCAAAAUUUUCACACCACCGACUUCUAAUAUUCUACACAUUUACUGUGGUUAUCCACAUUCGAAGCAUUUAAAGGACAAUUAUGUAUACUGUACUACCUAAAUUUCGCAUUUUUUGUAGUGUACCCAGAAAUAUGUGCAGAAUAUUUGGUGCUAAGUCUACCUGUAACAAAUGCAUCAACCAUGAGGACUUGAACAGAAUCAUCAUCAAAGCGAUUUCAAACGGCAAACGAAUACAACUCACCUUAUCAAUCAACAAUGGAUCUCUCGGCGCUUCCUUUAGAACUCACCUGGAUGAUAUUGGAUCAAGUGAAGAGCCUUCCGCAUCGCAAGAAUGGCUCACUGGUGUGCAAAGCGUGGAAUCGGAUGCUGUUGACCUCCCGAAAAUCGCUAGAAACUGUGAACCUACGUAUCUGCAGUCGCAAUCGUGGACCUGAGGAAGAUGAGAAACUUUUCAAUGAGCUCUGCGAAAUCAUGGUUUCCAGUAAUCGCAAUUACGUUAAUAUCGAAUUUUUCUAUGUGAACUUCGAGAUUCCGGUAGUGAGAGAUUUUCUGCAUUUCAUCGUAACUGUGUGCAGUGAAUCAAUUAAGAGUUUGAAAUUCAUCUGUUGUUAUGGACUGUAUCGUAGUGAUUUACUCGUUGUUCUGAGAACGGCCGGGAACCUCGAAGAUUUACACCUGCAAAGCCGAGUUGGAUAUGACGACAUCGAAAUCGAAGAAUUCAAGCUACCUAAGCUGCGUAAAUUAACACUUCAUAUGGAAGAAACUAACACAUUUUACCAAGGAAUAUGCCUUUCGGCCAUGCAACUGAGAGAACUGGAUAUAAAAACUCGUGACGGAUGCCAAAGUGUACGUCAAGCUGUCGCUUUGAUUCAACGGUUCUGCACACAACUCACAAAAUUAAGCCUAGAUUCGGAGGGAUCCCUUACUAACGAGGAAUGUGAUGAAAUGGAGUUUCCUAAGCUGACGACGAUGUCACUGAAAAUAUCUGGCCCAAUAAACCAAUCUAUUUUCAGAAGAUUGAGACGACUCAAAAAUUUGAAAAUUGAUGGAAUCGUAACAGAUGAAGUGAUUUGUGCGAUUAGUAAAAUCUUAAGUUUAGAAAGCUUGAGCAUCCGCUGCAAGAGUCUAAUGGAAAGUCACAAAUUUGUGCAGAUGACAUUCCUGAAAAAUCUGCACACUCUGCAUCUACGAGGAAUUUCGAAGUUUUCAUGGAACAAUGUCGUCCUACCAAAGUUGACAAAUCUUCACGUAAAUUCAACAGGAGAGGGCUUUCUGGAAUUCCUUAAGCGUUCAAACCUGACUUCGCUGGAAAUCCAUGAUUCGGCGAUGACCAACAAACAACUGAAGCGAAUGUGCCGCCAUUUAUCACAGGUCCAACGUUUGGAGUUGGCAUUUUGUGGGCACAUUUCCGAUAGCGGCUUGAAAUAUCUCAAUCAACUAGGCAAACUGACCGAACUGUGGCAUUCUAGAUAG
Messenger RNA from Malaya genurostris, 1510 nucleotides. RefSeq lists its product as uncharacterized. Gene Ontology annotation, biological process: SCF-dependent proteasomal ubiquitin-dependent protein catabolic process. Lineage: Eukaryota; Metazoa; Arthropoda; Insecta; Diptera; Culicidae. The record is from RefSeq and is a predicted model, not a curated record. Bases 293 to 1510 code for a protein of 405 amino acids. The transcript has 2 exons. Gene Ontology annotation, cellular component: SCF ubiquitin ligase complex.